CUGUAAAGUCUGAUUUAUAGCGAAGUGAUACCAAACUUCCUUCUGAGACUUUUAGACAUAAUUUAUGGGUACUUAUUAUUUCAUUUCUAAGUUGAACAGAGAAUAAAAUGGAAGUGCAAUUAGCCAACCACCUUUUCCCGAUUUGACUAUCCUUUUUCAUUUUACGGCUUUUAAAUACCAUUUUGCUUAUUAGUAUUUGCCAAUUGACUUUCUAGUUACUAAUACGAUUACUCCUACUUAUUGCUGAUUCAGAUUGGUUUAUACCCAAGUUUGAUUAAUGGCGGGGCUGAUUGGGAGUGGAGGAUGCGGGGGGUCUUCCUCUUCUUCCUCGGUGAUGUCCCCUGCUGCCCAUAUCCACAGCAUACCCGGGGAAGUGCUGGAGACUGUGUUUGCUUUUCUGGACCCCCUCGCCGCACUCGCCUGCGAGAGGGUGUGUGGGAGAUGGAAGGAACUGCUGGUUGGCUUCUGGCUGCGCCGGCUGUUGCGGCUGGAGUACCAUGCGCAGAAGUUCAGUCUGGAAGCAUUUGGACACCUGGUGAGGGGCGAGGAGUAUGGGCCAGUGUGGUGGGCACAGAUGAAGAGACUCAUCACUCUGGAGAGUGCCCUGGACAGAGUUCAACACGCACCCAUACCCAAGAAGGAAUACCAGUUCAAAUUGUCUAACGUGGGCAUGGCUAGUAUCGGGGGACGUCAUGUUUGUGGACCGUACCUGCUAGUGAUCAAUCUGGUCGCCAACACCACCCCCUCCCCACCCUCAAAUAGCAACAACAGUCCGGCAACAUCCCCAACAGGGGGUGUACAUAGUCCCAAUGACAGCUACACGACCAGAGACAAAUUCAGGUGGACAGUGCAGUCUGUGAACAACUCUACGAGUAGUGUUGCUGGUGGGAGUCAAGGGAGUUCAACGGGAGGCGGAGGUAGUCAGAUGCGGAAGAUGAGCAAGAGUCCCAGCUGUAUCUGGCAGCUCAACAUAUACCACAUUAUCACCGGGAAGCUGAUCAAGACAGUUCCCAAUAUCAACAUGGUGCAACCCUGCAUAGCAGGCUGCUGCUUCGAAGACCCCACCAAGGAUCCAUCUGAUGGGAGCUCCUCGGGUGGGGGUGGUGGAGGGGGAGGGUCCACAAAUGGGGGCGACAGGGGGGACUCCAGUCAGCAGACGAACUCUUUUUCGUCUAUUUCUGCGUCCUCCUCGUCCACUAGCAGUCUUUUUGCCAGUAUUCUGAAGAGAAACAGCGGAAAUAGCAGCAGCAGAAACAAACAGUUUCUAAACUCCAAAAUAUCAGCUGUAGUGUUGUUUGAACGAGACCGUGCGACCAAUCAGAGCAAAAUAGUGGUAGUCAAGGCACCCCUGGGAAACCCGAACAACAUUAAAGAUACUAGCAGCAGUAGUAGUUCCCCCUUCUCGCCCCUGUGGGGGGACAUGGACAACGAUGACUCGGACGACGGCGACUGUCUGACUGCCAAUGAGUUCCUGAAGAGGAGCAUGAGUGACCAGUCGGCGGCUGCUGCAGCUGCUGCCAUGCCAGGCACCACCGCACCCAUCGGUCUACGGGAGUACUUCUUCUCGACUGAGUUCAAGAAGAGUCAGAGUACUAUUCGAGUGUUUGACCAUCUGCUGGUGGCCACGUUCAGACACGAGGAGAAGGCACAGACGGAGUUGCAGCUGCAUCACAUUUUGGAUUGUGGCCACAGACUCAGAGAGUGGAAGCGCUGGACUGUGCCAGAACAGGUGUGGCGAGUGGAGUUCAAGGACGAGAAUGUGUUGGCGUUGGCCUGUAGGACCAAGGUGCUCUUCUUCAACCACCUCCAUGGCUCCUACCACACAGUCUACUCCACCUCCUCCCACAUACCCAAGACCAGACUGUUCAUUGGCAUGCACCACGUCAUGUUCGCAUCAGACUACGGAAGCAAACCAGCCGUGAUUCUGCCCAUUCUCAACUCAGACAGUGUGCAUGUAGCCGGCAACUUACAACUGCAGACCCCCUCCAACCCCUCAACAAGUAGCAACAACACUACAGCUACAAACAGUGCAAAUACAACUAGCAGUUCCUCCUCUUUGCGCCCCUCGAGCGUGAAAUCUCUGUCCAAUUCCUUCAGUGCCAAAUUAAACAUUCAGUGCAAUAGCAGCAGCAGUGGACUAGCCGGUGCAUCAUUCUCCUCCUCCUCGACUGUCCCUCACCAGUGUGGAAUGGGUUCAGGGGCAGGGGGAGGUUGUGGGGUGAUGAGUCAUUGUGAGGCUGUGAUGAUUGACAGUAUCACCUGGAGGGAUUUGAGUUUCAAGUCUGCCUCCAUUGGGUCUACAGUUUUAGUGGACAGCCCAGACGAGAACCAGUUCACACUGAUGAACCUGGACUACCCGACUGUGCGUCUGGACUACCCCCACCCGAACAUCAACACGAGGGAGUGUGAGUUGUGCGGCAUAUCCAUUGUGGGCCACCAUCUAGUGGUUGUCUUGCGCAACUUCAAGCAGAACUACUGCCACAUAGUCAAACUCAACCUCCUCCGACCACUCCAAAGCAACACCUGAACAGGAGUCUAUCUGAUCAGAGAAAGAGAGAGAAAGCGAGAGAAAGAAAGAGUAAUCGAGCAUGUGAUCAAACUGAACUGCCUAUCUAGAUGGACCCGUGAUAAAACUGAUGGAUUUAUCUGACAAACUUAACUAGCUUUAAAUGAAGAUGAUUUUUCUAGUCUACUUAAUGAUAACUGAAUGUGCAUAAGAACCGCCACCUUCAUUAAUCUCUUCCUAUCUCCUAUGCUGUAAAAUCACUCCGAUAGAAAUCGAACGCUUUAUGGUGCUUAUUCUGAUAAUAAAUGAUAGUUGUAGCCUCGAAUUGCCUCUAAUAAGAUGGUAGUAGGAAAAUAAGGAUUGACGAAUGUUGAUAAUAAUCUGGCUAUAAUGUUUAAAUAUAUAUAUUAGAUGCAAAUGACUAGUUUCAUUAAUCGGGUUCUUCGAAGUAAUUGA
Molecule: messenger RNA, 2962 nt
Organism: Symsagittifera roscoffensis
Lineage: Eukaryota; Metazoa; Xenacoelomorpha; Acoela; Convolutidae
Exons: 11
Coding region: 278-2527 (749 amino acids)
Molecular function (GO): protein binding
Source: RefSeq, a predicted model, not a curated record